Messenger RNA from Dichotomopilus funicola, 1050 nucleotides. RefSeq names its product sedoheptulose-1,7-bisphosphatase. Gene Ontology annotation, cellular component: cytoplasm. Gene Ontology annotation, molecular function: fructose 1,6-bisphosphate 1-phosphatase activity. Gene Ontology annotation, biological process: gluconeogenesis; fructose 6-phosphate metabolic process; fructose metabolic process. The transcript is spliced from 2 exons. NCBI's taxonomy places the organism in Eukaryota, Fungi, Ascomycota, Sordariomycetes, Sordariales, Chaetomiaceae. The record is from RefSeq and is a predicted model, not a curated record. The coding region runs from base 1 to 1050 and encodes 349 amino acids.
AUGAGUAACCAAGAGGCAACAGCUUCCGCAAUUGACCACCUGCGGACCAUCCUCCCACAAGAUGGAACCCGCGACGCUCUCAUCCAUUCUGUCAUACCCAACCUCCUCCAAAGCAUAGCCGAUGUUGCACAGGCACUGCGCAACUCCCAUCAAGUUUCUGCAGCUGGGACAGCCAACACCUUUGGCGAUGACCAACUCAACGUCGACGUCAUCGCCGAAAACAUCAUCCGCGCCACCAUCGCCCAAUGCCCCAGCAUCGUCACGGCCAGCAGCGAAGAAGACCCCAUCGAGCAGGCGGUAGAACACCACGCUACUUCAUCUUCCUCCGAACAAUACACCCUCGCCUUCGACCCCCUCGACGGCAGCUCCAUCAUCUCCGCCAACUGGACGGUCGGCGCCAUCUUCUCCCUCUGGGACGGCCCUUCCGCACUCAACCAAGACCCAGCCACCCGCCAAAUCGUAUCCAUCCUCGGCGUCUUCGGCCCACGCACCACCGCCAUCGUCGCCCUCCGCGUGUCCGGCAGCCCGGUCCCCAAAACCUGUCUCGAGCUCGCCCUCGGCCCGGCAGUAUCCAACCCUACCAGCGCUACCGUAACAACCCCAACCAAAUGGCACCUCACUGCGCCCACACUGACCCUCGCCCCGCGGUCAAAAUAUUUCUCCCCCGCCAACCUGCGCAUGGCAGCCGAUGACCCGGCCUACAUGACCUUACUAACCAGCUUCAUCACACGCCGCUACACGCUCCGCUACGCGGGCGGCCUGGUGCCGGAUAUCGUGCAUAUGCUGGUGCAGGGGCAGGGUGUGUACGUGAGUCCUGUGUUGGCUGGCGGGGAUGGGUCGCGAGGUCAGGCGAGUAAGCCCAAGUUGAGGAGAUUGUAUGAGUUGUGCCCGCUGGCGUUGGUGGUGGAGUGUGCUGGGGGCGCGGCGGUUGAUCCGGUUGAUGGGACGGCGGUGUUGGCGAGGGAAGUGAAGGAUUGUGGGGAGAGGGGCGGCUUGUUGUGUGGAGGGAGGGAGGAGGUUGUUGAGGUGGUGAAGACGUUGUUGUCUUGA